Daphnia pulicaria is the source of this 1077-nucleotide messenger RNA. RefSeq names its product methyltransferase-like protein 7A. Gene Ontology annotation, molecular function: S-adenosylmethionine-dependent methyltransferase activity. The record is from RefSeq and is a predicted model, not a curated record. The coding region runs from base 217 to 1002 and encodes 261 amino acids. NCBI's taxonomy places the organism in Eukaryota, Metazoa, Arthropoda, Branchiopoda, Diplostraca, Daphniidae. The transcript has 6 exons.
CAGUCACAUCUUAGUCUACUUUGCGCAUGACUUGACGUUUUUUCUUUCUCGUCUGCAUCCGCAUUUACGCUGUUGUGCUGCCGCCACGCAUCUAGAUUACGUAUUCAUCUUACAUUGUGAUCAUCAUCAUCAGCAUUUAUUUGUGCUUUUGCUUUGCACAAGUUCUAGGUCCCUGAUUUCGUUUAAUAAAUAAUCAUCUAAUAAUACCUCGUCAUCAUGACAGAAAAGAAUGCUGAUAGCAACAACAUGGGUAUUUUCUCUUGUAUUACUACCCCACUACUUGUUGGAUUACUUUUGUAUGGGUUAAAUAAGACAUUUGGAAAGACAAUAAAAAACUGGUUGUUUGCUUCCUUCUGGAAACGUGCCAUGAUAGAAUAUCACUCAACAAUGAGAGAAAUGAAGAAAUCCCAUUUUGAUUCAAUGCAAAGGCAAAAAUCUGCAGAUGUUGAUCUUAGGAAAAAAUCUGUUUUAAGAAUACUGGAAAUUGGAGCUGGCCCUGGUGCUAAUUUUGAAUUCUUCCCCAAAAAUUCCAAACUAAUGGUUGUGGAACCUAAUGCUUUCUUUGAGCCUUUGUUUUUUGAGAAUGAACCCAAGUAUCCUGACAUUCAGAUGGAGAAAUUUAUAGUUAGCAAUGCAGAAGACAUGAAAGAAGUUGAAGAUAAUAGUGUUGAUAUUGUUGUCUCUACUUUAGUACUUUGCUCUGUUACCAGUGUUGAACAAACCCUUAAGGAAGUUCAUCGCGUGUUAGCGCCAGGUGGGAAGUUCUACUACUGGGAACACGUUCACGAUAAGCCCGAAACGUGGCUUCGCUUGAUUCAAAGCAUUUUAAGUCCUGUAUGGUGCUUUCUUUUUGACGGCUGCAAUCUGAAUCGCAGCAUUGAUCAAACUGUGCUCGGCUGCAAGGUUUUUUCGCAAGUUGAACAGAAACGCUUUAAUAUUCCGCUAAAAAAAGGAAUUUGGGGAAUCAUCCGUGUCCACGUGAUGGGUCAAGCGACAAAAUAAUUCGUUGAGCAUCUAAUAAUGCCAUACUUAAUACUUGUAAUUUGUCUUUCCAUAAAAAUAAAAGAUUUUUACGUU